AUGGCACCAAAGAAGGAUGUGAAGAAACCUGCUGCUGCUGCCGCCCCAGCCCCAGCCCCAGCACCUGCACCUGCACCUGCCCCAGCCAAACCCAAAGAAGAAAAAAUUGACCUCUCUGCCAUUAAGAUCGAGUUCUCUAAGGCACAGCAGGAUGAAUUCAAGGAGGCGUUCCUCCUGUUUGACAGAACAGGUGAAUGUAAGAUCACCUUAAGCCAGGUCGGUGAUGUCCUUCGAGCUCUGGGCACAAAUCCCACCAAUGCGGAAGUCAAGAAGGUGCUGGGAAAUCCCAGCAAUGAAGAGAUGAAUGCCAAGAAAAUUGAGUUUGAACAAUUUCUGCCCAUGAUGCAAGCUAUUUCCAACAACAAGGACCAGGGCACUUAUGAAGACUUUGUUGAGGGUCUGCGUGUCUUUGACAAGGAGGGCAACGGCACAGUCAUGGGUGCUGAACUCCGCCAUGUUUUAGCCACAUUGGGUGAAAAAAUGAAAGAGGAGGAAGUGGAAGCCCUGAUGGCGGGUCAAGAAGACUCCAAUGGCUGCAUCAACUAUGAAGCUUUUGUCAAACAUAUCAUGUCCAAUUAAAUGAAGCUCUCAAGAUCAAGGAUUGUUUACAAAGACUGGCUGGAAGCUUCUUGCGAUAACACCCAUGACUUGCUGUCCAGACCUGCUUACCAUCAUUCAGUCAACAAAACAACAUGGACUGUUCUAGACUGAAGGACUCCCUGAACUUUUAUAUACUUCAUGUUCCUCUCUAAAUUGUAUUCACACCACACAAAUCAAGUGUCUCCUGCUCUAGACGAGAAGGAUAAAAUACUGACAAACUCAAAUUCAAGUACCACUCUUCAUUUUCCACCAGGGGUCAAUGAACAUCCUUAAAAUACUAAAUCAAUAAAUAAUUUUAGUCAGUCUGGAA
Zalophus californianus (California sea lion) is the source of this 910-nucleotide messenger RNA. RefSeq names its product myosin light chain 1 (gene MYL1). The transcript has 7 exons. Gene Ontology annotation, molecular function: calcium ion binding. Lineage: Eukaryota; Metazoa; Chordata; Mammalia; Carnivora; Otariidae. The record is from RefSeq and is a predicted model, not a curated record. The coding region runs from base 1 to 579 and encodes 192 amino acids. Gene Ontology annotation, cellular component: contractile muscle fiber; myosin II complex.